Messenger RNA from Eriocheir sinensis (Chinese mitten crab), 6693 nucleotides. RefSeq lists its product as uncharacterized. The record is from RefSeq and is a predicted model, not a curated record. The transcript is spliced from 16 exons. Gene Ontology annotation, biological process: carbohydrate metabolic process. NCBI's taxonomy places the organism in Eukaryota, Metazoa, Arthropoda, Malacostraca, Decapoda, Varunidae. Gene Ontology annotation, molecular function: L-iduronidase activity. The coding region runs from base 731 to 4516 and encodes 1261 amino acids.
GCUUGACUGAUUGAUUUUUUAUUUGAUAACAUAUCCAUACACAUUAAAGUAUAUAAUGAUUAACGUUCUUGUAUACUUGUUACUAUUAGAUAUCUGCACGCCUAUUUGGUUUGUUGCAUUUUUAGUGUACUUAGAUUUUAUAUUGCUAAAUUCACAAUUCUAGUGUUGUGCCAGCGUCAAUGUGUAUACUUUUGUCAAUCUUUAGUUACAUGAUAAAGGUGUUGAUCAAGUCACUUGUUAGGUGCUUGGGUCCUGACCGUCUUAUGUAGUAUGAAGAAAACUGUUCCCAAGUGUGCUCUACAGUUUGAUAUGGCAGAUUAGGCUUCUGAUCCAUCCCAGCUUCUCAGUUGGAGCAUAUAUUGUAUAUAUUAAAAUCCUUGGUACAGUACGAUAACGUUUCCAGCAGGGCAUGGCAGCGGCAGUCAGCGGUACCAUUAAUUAACUAGUCAACAAAACCACCUUUGAUUCCUUCAGACCAAAGUUACACUAAAACCUUCCCAUUCCACACGUUAUGUCCGCGUGUCACCUGCGCCCCUCACACACCCGCCUUGGCAUUCUGUCAGUGCACACGGUAACGCUAAGGAGCCGGAUGAGCAAACAAGACAACAAGUACAACAGUCCUUAGUCGACGUGAGGGUUCCUGCCCAAGUAGACUAGAGAGCCUUGUUUGCUGCCCUGCACGGACCCUGCCAGCAUCCACUCGGCAGGUAAAUAGGAAGAUCCGUCCACGAUGAGGCUGGUGUUGCUGGUCACCUCGCUGUCUGCCAUCACGCACUCUGGUGGAAUCAGAGGAGAAGUAAGACGUGUUGGUGGUGAGGGAGAGGACAGUCACCCUUCCUCAGCCUCAUCACCAGCACUCCUCACCCUUCACCACCACCACCACCACCUCCACCCUUACACGAGUCCCGGUGAGAUUGUGGGCACCCAGGAUAAUGCGUCUGCUGCUGCUAGUGGUUCUUCUCAGGAAACUCACAUUAGGACUGAUACUCAAAACGUCAGGGAAAGAGGAGGAAGAGGCCGAAGAAGAGGAGAAGGGGGAGGAGGAAGAGGCCGAAGAAGAGGAGAAGAAGAAGGAGGAAGAGGCAGAAGAAGAGAAGAAGAAGGAGGAAGAGGCAGAAGAAGAGAAGAAGAAGGAGGAAGAGGUCGAAGAAGAGAAGAAGGGGGAGUAGGAAGAGGCCGAAGAAAAGGAAAAGAAAGAGGAGGAGGAAGAGGCAGGAGAAGGGAAGGAGGAGGAGGAGGAGGAAGAGGCCGAAGAAGAGAAGAGGGAAGAGAAGGAGGAGGAGCAUUAUCAUCAGUAUCACAAUCCACGGAGACGUCCAAGAUGGGUCAAAACUCAUUAUUCCCUCGCCUGAAGAAGAGGAGAGGUGAAAGGAGGAAGACGUACAAUAUAAGCGCACGGAGGAGGCAGCAUCGUGGCAGCAGGAGAGCGGCGGAGGUGCGGGUGCUGGUGGACGGCGGGGCUGCCACGGCGCCGCUAUCACACUUCUGGCGCAGCACCGGCCUGAGCCCUCCCUUGCCACACACCUCGCCGCAGCCCUUCCUUCUCAGCCCCGACGAGCUCCUGAACCUGGCUCUGGUCGGCUCGCUCCCUCACGAUGCAAUCUCGCAAGUCCGCAUCCACUGGCUUCUCGAUCUCGUCAACGCCACCCUGACGGACGGGGCGCCACGUUACAACUUCACGCAACUGGACGCUCUCAUGACCCACCUGCACCGUCACCGCCUUCGCCCGGGCUUCGAACUCAUGGGGAACCCCGGUGGGAUCUUCAGUGACCUCGAGAACGCCACGCAAGUUCUCUGGUGGCGCCUACUAGUGGAGCAGACCGCGGCGAGAUACGUCGAAUCGUUCGGGCUGGACUGGGUGUCGUCUUGGCGCUGGGAGACAUGGAACGAACCGGAUCACCACGACUUCAAUAACCUCAACAUUACCGAACAAGGCUUUCUCAAUUACUUCGAGGCGUGUCGCGCGGGGCUGCUCGGCGUGUCCCCGCGGCUUAGGCUGGGCGGACCCGGAGCCUCCUGCCGCGACCCGUCCUUCUCCCGCCGCUGCUGGUCACUGCUCGCCCACUGUCAGCGUCGCGCCUCCGCCCGCUGCCUCGACUUCCUCUCCGUGCACAAGAAAGGUCAGGAGGACGCGGACAGCAUACUGACGCAGGAGCUCCUGACGGCAGGCCUUGUGCGGAGGAGCUUCCCGAACCUGCGUCACGUCCCCCUAGUUAACGACGAGGGGGACUUUCUGAAAGGGUGGUGGCGGGGGCUGGAGUGGAGGGCAGACAGUCGGUACGCAGCCUUGGUCGCUCGGGCCGUCGCUAUCCACCUUCCCGCCCUUUCCCGCCUCCACUAUGAACUGCUUAGCUUCGACAACGCCUUCCUCAACUAUAGACCGAGCUUCUUCAAUCAGCGGACCCUUGUGGCGAGGUUUCAGAUGAACUCGACCUCUUGGCCCCACGUGCAGCUGGUGAAGAAGCCGUCCUACGCCGUGAUGGGCCUCCUCGCCCUCCUCGGGGACCGCCAGCUGCGCGUCCGCCUGCACGGCCUCGAUGACAGGCUGUCGGUCAUCGCUUCCUGCCGCCACUGCCGCCCAAGCCAGGGAAGUCAUGCGAAUAGGCGGAGCGCGAUGGACCAGUCAGGCGGCGGCGAUGCGGAAACCAGCCACGACUUGCAUGUUUAUUCUGACGACCACAACCCUCCGGAAAGGCGGGCUGACGGGGCGGAGAGAGAUGUGAACGAGGGAAAGAACAAAAACGAAGAAGAGAAGGCGAGUGAGGAAGAGGAGGAGGGGGACAUGGAAGAGAGGAAAAAUGAAGAAAUGUCAAGUGAGAAAGAGGAAGAGAGGGAAAACGAAGAGAGGGCGAGUGAGGAAGAGAAGAAAAACGAAGACGAGAACCCGAUCGAGGAAGAGGAGAUGGACAUAGCAAAGGCAAUUGAAAAAGAUGAGAAAAAAGAGCCAGGAACAGAACCAGCCAGAUCCAACAUUCCCUCCUCUUUACCCGGCCACAAACAGCACGACCCUACACUAAAUCUCGGAGCCCCGCGGAGCCGCCGAAGCACACGUCACGUCCACACACACGCCGCCAGAAAACGAGGAGCCAUAGCCAACGCCGCGGCCGUAGGGAGGUCAUCCGUCGCUGCUGGAAGAUCCGUUUUUUCCCGCACCCGUCCCGUCUUCCUCCCCGCUCAGCCCCCUUGCCGAGAGCGUCUGUCGAGCAAUAGCAAGGGACCAACAAAGGGAGGGGCGUUUGGCUCGGAGCAGGAGAGAUACCCAGCGGUGUUCCCACGUCCUGAAGGGAGCCAUGAUGGAACGGGAGGGAAGAAUGGUGGAGGUGUGAAUGUCAAGGAAAGAGGAUUGGAUGCUACCGAAAGACAGGGAAAUGAAGAAGAAAGCGAAGAAGGGAAUGACAAGAGAGUGCGGGAUUGUGAAAACAUCCGCCGUCAGAAAAGAGAAGAGAAGGAGGAGGAAGAGAGUGAAGACAGCGAAGAAACAGAGGAAGACACCGAAAUAGGAGUGGAAGACGAAGAGAAGCAAAACAAAAGAAGUCCAUCGGGAGAGAACGAGAGAGUAGAGGAAGUCGACGAAAAGAGAAAUGAAGAAACUGAAGAAGAGAAUGAAAGAGAAGAGGAAAACAAUGAGGUGAUGGAAGAAGGAAACCAAAUACCAUCGGAAGCGGAGGAAACUAAGAAAGGAGAGGAGAAGGAGGAGGAGGAGAGCAUGGACGAACCCCCCGGCGGUGCGUGGGAAGCGGCGGUGCUGGUGUCCCUGUCCGCCGGCCCUGCCCGAUCCCCGCCCGCCGCCUGCCGCCAAGUGGUGGUGGCCGUGCGCGUCCCCGGCUUCCUCAUUGGAGGGGUGUUGGUCGUUGCCGUGUACCGCCUCGGGGGCAGCUGGCCAGGCCCUUACGAGGCGUGGCAGCAGCUGGGACGACCUGAGGAGCCGAGCCGCCCCCAGCUGGCCUUCAUGCGAGCCUACGAGAACGCCCGCCGCCAGGGUCCGCGCGAGGUGUCUCCAGUUCGCGGGCGUCUGGUGGCCUCCGUGAAGGUCUGCGCACCUGAUGUUUGGGUUCUUCACGUGUGUCAACCCGCCGCCGCCACCCCCGGACAGGUGGUGGGCGUGAGCGUGAUGGGCGUGACUCCAUGGGACGCGUUGAUUACCUGGUCAGACGAGUGUAUUAACACCAGGUGUGUGUUCAGGUACGAGGUGGAGCACAGCGCGGGGGGGCGGGGGGGUCCUUACCUGAGGGUGAAUUGGCGCAACGCGACCGACAACAACUUCUGGUACACCUUGACGCCAGCAGGACAGCGGACGGUGCAGGGAUGGUACAGGGUUCGUGUGGUCACUUACUGGGGUUCAACAGGGGCGUACUCUGCUCCCGCCUACCACCCUGACCCCCUUCUCGCUCGCCCCCUGCCUCCCCCUCCGCCUUCCCCGCCUCCCGCCUCCUCCAUUCCAUCCCCACGAGGAGUAGAACCAGGACAGGGAGUGAAGGACGUGGAGGACCGGGAGGAAAGGGCGGGUUUGGGUUGAGUUCUGAAGGAUUGAGGACUGAGAGACGAAUGUGCAUCUUCAGGACAAAAGGAAAGAAUAGCGACGCGUGGCCGGCGGGAGGAAAGCGACAUCUGGCAACUCAGCUCGGGGUUCAGUGGUUCAAGUCCCUCGCUCGACGCUUCGGUCCCCACGUCUCGAAACAGGCAGCGAUUCGUGUCCUGCUUGGAGGCUCACUUUCGCUCGUGCCUUUGCUCAGUGUGUACCGUGUGUCCGUGUGUCCGUUCCGUUCUCCAUCUCUUUCUUCCUCUUCUCUUUUCCUCCGUAUUCAUUUCUCCAUUCCAUUUGUAACGUGUCUUUGUCUUCUCAUAUUUAUUUCGUAUUUUUCACUUUCUUUCCUGUUCUAUCACCUAUUUCCUGUCAUUCUUUCAUCUUUUCCAUAUUCAUUUUUCCAUUCCAUUUGCUCUCCCUUCAUUUGCUACGUCUGUCUUUGUCUUCUCAUAUUUAUUUCGUAUUUUUCACUUUCUUUCCUGUUCUGCCACCAAUUUCCUGUCAUUCAUUCAUCUUUUCCAUAUUCAUUUCUCCAUUCCAUUUGCUCUCCUUUCAUUUGCUACGUCUAUCUUUGUCUUCUCAUAUUUAUUUCGUAUUUUUCACUUUCUUUCCUGUUCAAUCACCUAUUUCCUGUCAUUCAUCCACAUAUAAUACGUUUGUUUUCAUGUUUUUCAUAUUAAUUUUCCUUCUUUCUCCUCUGCUUCGUCGUUUACUUCCCCGAUGUCUCUUCUAACCUUCCUUCAUCCCCAUUAUCUAUUCAAUCAAUCUUAUACCAACAACCAAUCUCUGUAAUCACCUCAUUCUCUCUCCCUUUCUUUCCUCCUCUUCCUUGUUUCCUACCUCCUCUUCUUCCUUGUUUCCCUCCUCUUUUAUUUCUUCAUUUAUUCCCUGCUUCACCUCUGCCCUCUAUCUCGUCCUUUCCACCUCGCCUCAGUAACUCUUCUCUCACCACCUAACUCUUCCCUGCCUCCUCCUCCUCCUCCUCACUCGUUCUCCCUCCUCUACUCCCCCAAAUCACCCUUCCUUGCUUCCCUCCCUGUCUCCUCCCCCUCUCUCUUUCCCUCUCCCUCCUAUCCUUCAUUUUUUUCUCUUCUCAAACCUUUCCACGUCGUCAUUUCUUUCGUUCUUUUUGCUUUUCUUCCUUGCAUUACUUUUUCCACUUAACAUUUUUUCUCCGCUUUCGUUUUUUUUUUCAUUCCGUCUGAGUUCUCUCGUUUUUCAUCCUCUUCCCUCUUUCCUUCCAUUCUUUCUUCUCUUUUCCUCCUUUCAGUCAUCCAUUACCUCAUUCUUUCACCAUGUUCCUCACCCCUAUUUCCUCUACUUUAUCAUCCUUUCUCACAUCCCUCAUUCAUUCUUUCUUUCUCUUAUUCUCUUCUUCCCUCACCUCACCUCCCUCUCAUACCCUUCCUCCUCUUUUCAAGCCCUCCCUCCCCCUCUCCUUCACGCCCUCCCUAUCUCCCCCUCCCUCUCCCACACACCCUCCCCCAUCCCCCUCCAUUUCCCUUCCCUCCCCCUUCCCUCUCCCAAACACACUUCCCCCUCUCCCCUCCCUUUCCCUUCCCCCUUCCCCUUCCCUUCCCCACUUUCCUCUCCCCCUCCAACUUCCCCGCCUUGCAUGCCUCGCCAGCUUGCCUCCCUCCACCACGCUGCUUGUUUUCUGCUCCUGCCCUGCUCCUGCUGCGUUUUCUUCAGGUAUUGUGUGAGACUUCUAAUACACACACACACACACACAAGGAUAACACGUGAGGUAUUAUAUGUUGAGUAUAAACAAACAAACGGGCAGUACUGGGAGGCUUGUGUGUGUGUGUGUGUGUGUGUGUGUGUGUGUGUGUGUGUGUGUGUAGUGACCACCAGAGGGACAGUGGCGGAGAUGAGGAAAGAUGUGAGCAGAUGAUGGAUGCUGGACGACUCUCCUUCAUCCCCUUUACGUCCUUCCUCCUUUCCUCCUGAUAACCUUCCUCCUUUCCUUCUUCUUUCCUCCUACUCCUUUUCCUUCUCUUCCCUUCGUGCCCCUUGAUCUCUCUCUCUCUCUCUCUCUCUCUCUCUCUCUCUCUCUCUCUCUCUCUCUCUCUCUCUCUCUCUCUCUCUCUCUCUCUCUCUCUCUCUCUCUCUCUCUCUAGUCCUGUUCUCUCCUACUUUCUACUUGCAAUAGUUUUCUUCUACUUCCU